Messenger RNA from Cuscuta campestris, 1716 nucleotides. The record is from the annotation of a GenBank genome assembly. NCBI's taxonomy places the organism in Eukaryota, Viridiplantae, Streptophyta, Magnoliopsida, Solanales, Convolvulaceae.
GAAAAUACAGAGUAUAAUUAAUUUGAGGGAAGUUUAGAAUAAUUGUUUUUUUAUUUCAAUAUGUGUAUGUCAUCAUUUUAAAAUACCAAGUAGGGAUUAAUUUAGUGUGAUGGAUACCCGGGAAUGGGGAUAUCCAGCCCAACAGGAAGACGGCCCAGCCCAACUUCGUCAAGGCCCACUUGACAGAACCAGGACAAAUGACCAGCAAAGAGCGCCUCGGCAGCACUGCGCACUCGGUCCCGGCAGGGUUGGUCAUCCUCGGAGCAACCACGGCCGGCCUUCCAUCCAGAGGCUUCCCGAAGGCAAGUCAGGCGCUCGGCCUCGGCCACGAGCAGCGGCAGACCGGACCUAGACGAGGGAGCUGGCUUAGGCUAGCACCCACCACCGCCAUCAUCCCCGGCUCCACCAUCGCCGUCAGCUCCGCCAAAAUUGACCCAGCCCCAACCACCGUCGCCGUCACCUCUACCACAAUUGACCCAGCCCCACCACAAUUGCCCCUUAGCUCCAACAGCAUUGGAAAUGAAUACAAUUUUGCCCCUGUCAAACGCGAGUUUAACGUCGUUAUGGCGGAAAACGGUCCCCCUGUAGUUAAGCAAUUCUCCUUCCCACUUAUCGCAAGGGCAUUUUUGAUUUUUCAUCCCAAUUUCGUUCUUGCCUUAUCAACUGCUCUUCUUCUCCCCAAAAUCAGCGCACCAUCUUCUCUCAUUCCGUUCAGAGUUUUCCUUAUUUACACAUGCCACCAGCAGUUUCUCUAUCUAAGAGUUGAGUCUGGGCAGUGUUCUUGUAACACUAUUCAUACUCGUCCUUCACCUUGCAAUUCCUUCUUGAUUUGUAUCUCGAUUCUCGAUAUUGUUGGAGCCUUGGAAUCGACUUCAACAUAGGCUUCCUCUUUGGAGUUCAAUUCGAUGCUCUUGGGGCCGGACUGGGCAUGAAUCGAAGGUUAACCUCUCGUAGUUACUUUUCAUCUUCGACUUUGAAGGUUUGAAUCAAUCUCAAUUCAAGCUCAAUUGAAGUCUAAUUUGUAGGGGAUUAUGAGUGAUUUGUGUUACUCUUUCAAGGUUUGAGGAUGGAAGUCAUUUUCAUUUGAACUUAGAUUUUUCCAUCUUAAUUUCAUUCUUACCUUAUCGGCUGCUCUUCUUCUCCACAAAAUCAGUACACGAUCUUCUUCAAUGUUUGGAUUCUGCGGCCAUCAUCAUCCCUCAAAUAACAAGCAUCCAUUAUCGCAAGAUCUAUUCCAAAAUUCAUCUUCAUUAUCCAUCACUGUCAAAGAAUAUAUCUGGUGGUUUUUCCAAAUCAGGUGGGAGACUUACAUGCAAGAGCUCCAAAACAUAAUAUACAACCUGAUGAAAGGGAACAAAUACCAUCAAGAUGCACCAAAUAGAACCCUCGCUGGUUAGUAAGAAUGGGUGGCUUAUGAACGUGUUAAUGUAGAAUUAGGGUUUGUAGCUGCUAAAAGAGCAUAAUCUAGAUGGAGAUGCAUACCAAACAGAUGAAAGUGUUGAUUUUAUUAUUACUGACACAUGGAAACCAGUGAAGAUGCUCAUGAGGAGGAAUCUUAAGGUCUACAAUAAGUUUGGUUAUAGCAUAUCUUAAACACUUGAUUUACCUUACUCAAGUAAUGUUGAACAAGGAUGUUGGGACCGACGUUCUUGAUAUUAAUCUUAGCAAUGCGAUGGUUUUUGGCUUAUUAGUUUUCCUUGGGGCUUAGUUGUUUUU